AUGCCCCAAAAAUGGUUCUUUAUAGUUGCACCAUCAAUGAUCCCAAUUAGUCCAAGAAAGUUUCAUAUCCGUAUCAAUGGAGGGUUGCUCUUAUUACUUGGCAAUGGUACUGGUUCAGCUCAUAUAUGGUGGAUCAAACAUCCUCAUAAAAUUCUCCCUUGCAGAAGGACUCAAUCCAAUUGUCUUCGUCGUUUACCGCGGCAUGUUAUGGCCAUGGUUUUGGUAGGACCAUUUGCUUAUGUACUUGAAAGGAAACAAAGGCCUUCACUCUCAUUUUCUGUAGCUGCCAAAAUUUUUGUGCUUGCCUUGUUUGGAACCACCAUCUAUCUGAAUGUGUACUAUGCUGGUUUAGCAUACACUUCUCCAACAGUUGCAUGUGCCUUGAGUAAUGUUAUUCCCAGCUUGACAUUUCUAAUGGCAGUUCUACUUGGGUUGGAGAAGUUGAAGAUUAGAACUGCUAGAGGUCAAGCUAAGGUGGCUGGCACACUUUUCUGCAUUGGUGGAAAACUGGAUCAAGGGGCUUUUCUUAUUCUGACGAGUCACAUUGCAUGGAGUGCAUGGCUAAUCGUCCAGGCUGUGGUCUCCAAAGUCUACACUGCUCGAUUAUCGCUAACCACGAUGAUAUGCUUUUUCGCGUCGUUGCAAUCUUCUUUUCUUGAUCUGUUUUUUGCAAGAAAUCCAAUUUCAUGGAGACUGGAGUGGAACCUGCAACUUUCAACCAUCGCCUACUGCGGAGUUGCAAUCUCAGCAUUAGCCUACUACCUGCAAACAUGGUGCAUCAGUUACAAGGGACCAGUCUUUGCAGCUAUGUUUAUUCCACUUCAAGUCAUUAUAGUGGCAUUGUUCUCGGCAAUUUCUUUCGCAGAACGACUUCACUUUGGCAGUGGUGAUGUGCAGCUUGAUCGGAGCGUUUCUCAUUAUUGUGGGCCUUUACUGUGUGCUGUGGGGAAAGAAGGAAAGACACUCUUGUUGCUGAACAGACAGAUUAAAGUGCUGGAGAAUGAUAUUUCAGUCAUAAAUCCAGUCACUAGAGAAAGGACAUGA
Molecule: messenger RNA, 1044 nt
Organism: Prunus armeniaca (apricot)
Lineage: Eukaryota; Viridiplantae; Streptophyta; Magnoliopsida; Rosales; Rosaceae
Source: the annotation of a GenBank genome assembly